CAACCCCAAAAAGAACUUGAAUUGUAUAAAAAAAUGAAUAGAAAACAAAUUCAAACCGUUGACAUACAAAAAUUAAACCAAAACUUCUGCAAUUUCUUUUUUUUCCCUACAAUGUUGGUGGUUCUAAAAAUGGCAACUGCAUAGAGACUAGCUGUUUUUUUUUGUUGGACUGCAUAAAGAGUAACUCAUGACAUAAUUCAAAUAGGAGCCAACGGCUAACAAAACAAAUAAGGAUUUUUGUUAUGAUUCACUCCGAACUCAAUGCUAUUUUAUAGGCAAUGCUGUAUCUUGGAGAUCAUAUAGCGUAGUGUGAAGUAUUCCUAUUAAUGUUCAUCGAUAGAUAAUUACAACAAAAUAUAUCAACUUGUUAACAAGUAAUUUGGUUGCCCAAAUAUAAUUUCAGUGGCUUUACAUUAUGGAGAUGCAUGCUUGGAUCCGCAGCAAAAUUGUUAAGUUGGUCACGAAAACUACCAUGGCCAUGCAAAUUUAUUUAUUUUGGUCAUGUUGGUACUACUGAAUAUGGCCAUAUGCUAUAUACUUAUAUGACAUGGAAAGAUGGCCUAAACAAACGAUCAGUUAUUCUGUAAGUGGAAACUGAAAACUGGGUAACUAACACCAAGUAUUUGCAGGACUUGAAAAUUACAUUCGUAGGUUUGCUAGCUAUUCAGAGUAUAACCAACAUCUUUUAUAUGACACAUACAUUCAAUCGUUCAAAAAAUCCCUAAAAUUUUAACAUGAAUACACCUGUUUCUAGUUGAUUUCACAAGCCACAUUUUUUUUCUACAAAUUCUGUAAAUUCAUUUUUUUCCAGCCAAUUCUUAUUGUGCGUACUAAGGGCAUUUAAUUUAGCUCAUUAAUAUAUUGACGGUUUGUACAUAUGAAUUAUGUCAAAGCUGAACGCUGUAUAUAUAUAAGACAUUAUUUUGUUACUUUCUUAGCAAUAAGAAAACCUCUUUACAGUUCAUGUAUGUUUUUAACAUGCCAUUGUAGUUGACAGAAAAAAAAACAUGCCAUUGUAGAACAGAAAACCUAACUUUUAAGGAGUUUUGUUAUCUUUACUCUGCUAAAAGAAAUUAGGUUUCUGACCAUUCUGUGUAUCUUCCAUUGGCCAUCAUUAGCCAUGAAGUAAUUAUUUUAUAUUAAACUAUGUUUUUAGAAUUCUAAACUGACUCCACUUACAGUUCAACCGAUUCCACUGAAAUAAUGUUUACAGUCUAGAGCAUAGUCUAGAUAGAAAUAGAAGAUAUGGACGACAGUACACAAGUUGAAGGUCAAACACAGAGAAAUGAGAGAGAGAGUUGAAAGUACAUUUCAGUUCCGUAUAUGAUUAAAUAAGAAUUUAACAAACUUUACUAACUCAAAUUUAAAGUAAUGUUCGCUUUGUAUCAGGACGUAACGCUCACUCAUUAAAUAAUCUUUCAAACGAAUCACUUCUGUAAUAAGGACUCUAUUAUUUUGUCACUAAUUAAAAUAUCUCCUCGCAGCAGGCUUUAUGUUUUCUCAAUAAACUAAUUUAAGAGAGUUACUAAUUUAAAAAAUGUUGAUAGUAUGCAAGUGAUAUUUCCAAGGCAGCUAGACAGAAAAACUCCAGGUUAUUACCUCUCCACCUUCAUCUUGCAGAGAGUGUUCUUUCUGGGUUUCCUGACUUUUUUAAUAAUAUAUUAUUGAUAUUAAAUUAUUAAUACAGAAAAGCAUUCUUUUAAUAAUCUUGAGACUAAUGAAGAUUUGUGAACCCAAUUAAUACUAAAGUUUUUACUGUAUAGUUUCCUCCCCCCAUCUGUCUUGUCUCACUGUCUUUUUUCUCCCUAAUAAAAACCUCUUUCCCCUUCUCUGUCUACUCUAUCUCUCUGACUGCAAAGAACUAAGCUUUUCUCUAAGAGGGCAAAAAGGUUUGUUCUUUUCUUCUUUUGCUCUUCACAACCCGAACAAUACUUUGUUCUUGUUUGCCAUUGCUAUAAAAACAAGACCCUGAAAACAAACAUAAAAAGGUUCUCUCGCUCCAAUGGAUUUGCAACUGAAGCAAUGGAGAAGCCAGCAGAAGCAGCAGACAGAGUCAGAAGACCAACCUUCUGCAGCUAAGAUACCAAAACAUGUCUAUGAUCAGAUUCAGUCCCAUACUGCAACUUCUACUGCUCUCCCACUCUUUUCCCCUGAGCCUACCUCUUCUAAACUAUCCUCUCUGUCUCAAGAUUCCUCUUCCAGGUUCCCUAAGAUGGGGAGCUUUUUUAGCUGGGCACAGUGGCAAGAGCUUGAACUACAAGCACUGAUCUACAGGUACAUGUUGGCUGGAGCUGCUGUUCCACAAGAGCUCCUUUUACCCAUCAAGAAAAGUCUUCUCCAUCUAUCUCCUUCCUACUUUCUUCACCACCCUCUUCAACACCUCCCUCACUACCAGCCUGCUUGGUAUAUGGGGAAGGGGGCGAUGGAUCCUGAGCCAGGGAGAUGCAGGAGGACGGAUGGUAAGAAGUGGAGAUGUUCAAGGGACGUCUUCCCUGGCCACAAGUAUUGCGAGCGCCACAUGCACCGUGGCCGCAACCGUUCAAGAAAGCCUGUGGAAACUCCUACCGUCAAUGCCACUACCUCAACUCCCAUUGCUCCCGCUUCGGCACCCGCCACAACAGCAUCUUUGUUUGCUUUUGGCGGUGGUGAGGAAGUGGGUCAGGGAGGAGGAUCUUCUUGUUUCUUCUUCUCUGGUUCUGGCUCUUCCAAUUCUUCAUCUGAACUUCUCCACCUUAGUCAAAGUUCGGAGUUGAGGCAAGGAAGCAACAACAGCAACAACAAGAGGCCAUACGAAUCCCAUAAUGGAUUUGGCAACAACAUAUCAGACGGAGGACACACUUUGAGGCACUUCUUUGACGACUGGCCUCGUUCUGAAGCCGACAAUAGUACAACCCCCAUGAGCUCAACCACCUGUCUCUCCAUCUCCAUGCCCUUAAACACUUCCUCGGACGUCUCUCUAAAGCUGUCUACAGGCAACGAAGAGGAGGAAGCUAGGAGCAACAACAAUGGGAGGGACCAGCAAAACAUGAGCUGGUGGAGCGGUGGAGGGUCGCUUCCCAACCACCACCACAUGGGCGGACCAUUAGCCGAAGUCCUGAGAUCUUCCUCCUCGUCUUCCCCAACCAGUGUUCUCCAUCAGCUCGGUGUCUCCACACAAGCCUUUCAUUGAACAGUGUAUAACCAACACAUCAUUGCAGUUUUUUCUACUGUUUUGUUUUUAUAUUCAGAUUUUGAAGGUUUUUGUUGUAUCUGCUACAGUUCUGAGUUCUCUGCAGAUUUUCCUCUCAAAUAUUUAUCUUUUUGGAACUAA
Messenger RNA from Brassica rapa (field mustard), 3310 nucleotides. RefSeq names its product growth-regulating factor 3. NCBI's taxonomy places the organism in Eukaryota, Viridiplantae, Streptophyta, Magnoliopsida, Brassicales, Brassicaceae. Gene Ontology annotation, molecular function: ATP binding. Gene Ontology annotation, cellular component: nucleus. Gene Ontology annotation, biological process: regulation of DNA-templated transcription; developmental process; DNA-templated transcription. The record is from RefSeq and is a predicted model, not a curated record.